AGGCGGCCGCCAUCUUGUGCGUGCGGCUGGAACCAGGCGGGCGGGCGCAGUGGUCGCGAGCCGUUUAUUUGUUUGGUUGGGGGCGGCCGGCCGCUCGCUUCGCCCCCGCGACGGGACCCGGCAGCGAGGGCCCAGCUGGCGCACGGAGGCGGCCGGUGCUUCCCGGAUUUAUGGUGCUGCGCUGGGGGAGGAUGAACGGAGGAUAAAUGGUGCCCAAAGCAGACAGCGGCACCUUCCUCCUCCUCUUCUUGCUGGUGCUCAGCAUCACCGAGCCGCUGCGGCCAGGUCCUGGGCUAGCUCUGGCAAGACUUCUUUCAGAGCUGCGCUGCAUCCCAGGACAGUUCACCUGCCGGAGCGGCUCCAUCCAGUGCAUCCCAUUGAACUGGCAGUGCGAUGGGUGGCCCACCUGCGAGGAUGAGAGUGACGAAGUGGACUGUCCAAAUUCUACAGGGGACCAGCGGACAUAUCACGGGAAGGAAAAUGCGGAUUCCAGGCACAAUCGCGGAAGAGGAGGAGAGACGACCCGCUUCCACACGGUCAACAUGGCCCAGCCGGUCCGGUUUAGCAGUUUCCUAGGGAAAUGCCCGUCAGGAUGGCACCAUUACGAGGGCACAGCCAGUUGCUACCGGGUGUACCUAAACGGCGAGAAUUACUGGGACGCUGUUCAGAUGUGCCAGAGGGUGAAUGGAUCACUGGCGACCUUCACCACCGACCUGGAACUCAAAUUUAUCUUGGCCCAGGAGUGGGAUGCCGAGGAGAAGGGCUUUGGGAAGAAGGACCAGCGGAGGUUCUGGGUUGGCUAUCAGUUUGUCAUCACCAGCCGAAAUCAUUCUCUCGAAGGGAAAUGGGAGGUUGCUUAUAAAGGUUCGUCGGAAGUGGUUUUGCCCCCGCCGCCCACACACAGCAGCGCCGUGUCUGAAAGCGAGAACAUCCUCUGUGCCCAGUUCCAGUGCUCCCAUUUCCCGACUCUCCGGCAUCAUGGUUUUCACAGCUGGUAUGCUGAAAACUGCUACGAUAAAUCUUCAUUCCUCUGCAAAAGAAGCCAGACCUGCGUGGACAUCAAAGACAACAUUGUUGACGAAGGCAACUAUUUCACCCCGAAAGGAGAUGAUCCCUGUUUGAGUUGCACGUGUCACAAGGGCGAGCCAGAGAUGUGUGUGGCGGCUCUGUGUGAGCGGCCGCAGGGAUGCCAUCAAUUCCAAAAAGAUCCCAAGGAGUGCUGCAAGUUUACCUGCUUGGAUCCAGAUGGCAACAGCCUGUUUGACUCCAUGGCGAGCGGCAUGCGUCUCAUCGUGAGCUGCAUCUCCUCCUUCCUGAUCUUGUCCCUGCUGCUCUUCAUGGUUCACCGGCUGCGGCAGAGGCGCAGGGAGCGGAUCGAGUCCUUGAUUGGGGCGAACCUGCAUCACUUCAACUUGGGCCGCGGGAUGCCUGGCUUUGAUUACGGCCCCGACGGCUUUGGGACAGGACUCACGCCGCUGCAUCUCUCCGACGACGGAGAAGGGGGAGCGUUUCACUUCCACGACCCUCCCCCGCCGUACACGGCGUACAAAUAUCCGACCAUCCAGCACCCGGACGACCCUCCCCCACCGUACGAGGCUUCCAUCAACCCCGACAGCUUCCUCUGUUCUCCCCCAGACGGAGUCCACUCCCAGAUGGGGCAGAUCAGGCAGCCGUCGCUCGGAAGUGGCGACGUAUCUCCGCCUCUCACAGAGGAAUCCCUUCCGCCUUCGGUCGGCCCUUCCCCAGUGGACCUGGAAGACUCCGCUGACAGCAGUACCCUCCUGGUACCCCCCGACACGCCCUUGAGUGAAAGCAAACCGGCAGAGACAGUCACCGGCGGCCGCCACAGUCACUGCUCCCUGAAUACCAUUGUAUAAAGGAGCGGGCGGGGGAGAGAAAAAAACACAAAUUAAAAGCACACUGCCGGUCAGAAAUAAAAUUUGAGCAAUGUUUGCACACCCAAUGUACAGGCGGACACUAAUCCACGGACUGAACUUCAGAAAUAAGCUCCACUCUUUCCCCCCCCGUUUUUUCCUUUCCCUCCUCCCCUGAACACUACUUCGAUGUUCUAGUUUAGAACCGGGCCUCUCGGCUACGGCUCUCAUUUGUUCUUGGCGGGCUCGCCGUCUUUUCGAAACGAAAACGACCCUCGAAGCGGCACCUUUCUGGCCACGGGAAGAAUGCAGAGAGGAUGUUCCUUUCCUCCCGUUCAUCUCUUUAAAAAAACCCACAAAAACAUUGAAAGAGGAAGAAAAGCAUGGAUCGCUUUUUUGGUCACCCAUGCCCCGCUUCCACCUUUUGAAAUCACGAGACCGAUGUUUUUAAGGGAGGACUUGCCUGGAGUUGGGGGCUGCAGGAAUCUAGAAAGCAAAUUCUGCAGAGGAAGGCACAGUGGUCGUUUGCUGUCAGAUCUUUCACCGCCCGAGUGCAGAAAAUUGGACUUCGGUGAUGCUGGAUGUCUUUUUUGGGGAACAGAACCACGCGCGUGCACACCCCCAGCCCCGGCAGAAUUAGAACGCGAGCCAAAGACGAGAGACCCCGAGGCGCCGUUUGAUCUUCGCAUCGUUUUCGCCAGGGUUUUGAAGGAGGGGACUGGAAAGUGGGUUCCAAGGGGUUACCAAGCACUUGGGCGGGGGUGGGUGGGGGGUAAUUUCCUGAAAAUAGGUACCCAGAUCAAAGUGUAGGAGUUGCAAGUAGCCUGUUGGUUUAGCUGUAAAAAUGUGUCAGUCUGGUCCUGUGGCUGGUGAACUCUGUGACCCACAAAUGAGUGUGGGCCUUUAACAGACAUUGGGCAUUGCUUUGGGCACCUGGGGAAAAGAUGGUGUGGGAAUUACUCCACGACUUUUUUUUUUUUUAAGUUGAUUGGUCCACCAUUCCCUCUUCUUGGUUUCAUCUCAUCCAGCUGGAUUGAUUUUUUUUUUUUAAUUGUGGGUUGAUCAAAGCCUUAAAUGGUUAACUUUAGACCCAGGCAGUGAAUAUUGUAGGGAACCAUGGUCACCGUCCUGAGGGUGGGAUCUGGAUCCAGUAAUCUCUCGCUCCCCACCCCCCAUCUCUACCUGGGUCCCAAACAGUGACAAAGUUGACACUAGGAAUGCUGGUGACCCUGCCGAAGUUCAUAGCCACACCAUUUGGAAGAUGGAGUUUGUCUGGCUAGUGAUUCUCAGAUGGGUGUUGUGUGGCUUUCCCAAGAUGUUCUCUUCUGGAGUCUCUCUCAGAGAGCUCGUGAAUACCGAGCCAGCUCUGAACGGAGUCCCAUGGAACCUGCCCGCCACUAGUUCUCGCCGACCGGAACGGCUGAUGCUCUCCAACUGGAAGAGGCUGCCCUUCGUCCAUGUGUCCCCGUUGCCUAAUGAUAGGCGGGAAGCCUAGAGGGACAGGAAGGGAACACUCGGGCCGGGGGGUGGUUGAGACUAGUGCUACUUUGGGCUUAGUUCACUGGCGAGCCAGGCGGCCGGGGCCGGGCUAGUUCACUGGCGAGCCAGGCGGCCGGGGCCGGGCUAGUUCACUGGCGAGCCAGGCGGCCGGGGCCGGGCUAGUUCACUGGCGAGCCAGGCUGGUUCUGUACCUAACUUUAGGGUGCCUUCCCCUUUUGAAUGGACUGUUCUCCCCCAGCCCACCGCUUUGUAGUUGAUAUCCUUCUAUGCGCAGUCCUGGAGAAGAGUAGACUCUUGACUAGCUUUCUCUGCCAGGGCUGUGCCAGAUAGCGACAUGACCCUCCGUUUCAACACAGCCUGAAUGUUAGAGCACAUGCUUUUGCAUGCAUCAUGCCCUGCGUUCAAUCCCUGGACGGCCCCGCGGACGGGUCUCCAGUCGCAUGGCUGGGAGAAGCCUUCUCCCCGAGACCCCGGAGGGCCAGUGCGAGCCAGAAUAGUGGUCUGGAUGGGCCAAAAGGUCCGGACGUGGUGCAAGGCAGCUUUUGGUGCUCAUCUGUCCCGUGACGAUCAUGUGCACGCAAUCAUAAGCGCAGCACAGCAAUCACGCAAAGGGCCGAGGCCGCUCGGGCAUCACUGCAGGGCGUCUCGUCCCCUGGGGCAGGGCUGGAAUCGCAGGGCGCGGCCCUCGAUCUGACAUGGGGUCGACGAAUGCAGUUGGUCCGUGGAGCUCAGCCUUGGGAAAGGCUCCUGUGGGCCAUGGGCAGCCGCGAAACGGCUGGGUGGGGUUUUUGUGCCCGUCGCCUCGUGUGGCGGCCUGUGAGACCGACGUGGUGCCCUCUGGCCCAAGACUGAAGUCCAUGGACAUGUCUCCUCUGGCCGUGUGCAGAGAUGGUUGCCCAGCCGGCAAGAGCCGGGCCUGUGGAUUCGAACCCAGGCUGUCCCAAUGGGUGGUGUGGGGAGGAAAAGAGGCAUUCCUGACCUGGGGGGUGGGGGCUCAAGGCUGCCUCUCCAUGUGGGAGAGUCUUGGUUGGGGAUGUGGGGCGGGGGCGGGGGCGGGGGAGAUGGGCGGCCGGCGUCCCGGGUCCGAUGGUACAGAGCGUUUCUGAAGUACGAAAAUAAAAGCGGGUUAUGUGCGUUUUUAGCACACUCAUGAGUUUUAUACAUUGUACGUACCGACUUUUUUCCUUUGGUUUUAUAUGUGUGGGUGCAUGAAGCUGCAUCUCUGUGUGUCUGUGUGUGUCUGUGUGGUGUGCUGCACUUCAGAUCACUGCACUUCACUUAAGGCUGCAAGCUGCGAUCUGAAGUGAAGUGCAGCGGCGAACAUAAGAUAGGAAGCUGGUUUCUGGGCUGAGGCUGCAGUUCUCCAACUUGGGCUGCCAGUUGUGGGACUACAACUGCCAUCACCCCCUGCUUGCUUGUGGCAAAAAGGCCGCAUCCUGGGGCAGAGAAUUCCAUAGGUUAAUUCUGCAUUGUGUGAAAAAGUACUUCCUUUUUGCUGGUCCUAAAUCCCUUGGCAGUCAGUUUCAGGGGGGUGACCCCCAGUUCUAGUGUUGUGACGAUUCCAAGCACAGAAUUGGCCUUUUUCACAGAUGCCGCACGUUGGGUUGGGCCAUAGUUAUGUUCCUUGAAAAGGGCUCCAUCUUCACUCUGGUUUCCCAGUAAUGACGACUGGUUUUGCUGGGGAAAGGUGUGUGAAUAAUCUCGGCGGUAUUAGCCAAGCAUUUGAACAGGCGCCAUUGAAUACAUCCUUUAUGGUUGGUGCAGAUUAUCCAGCUGUGACCCUAUAGGGGCUUCUCAACCGGCGGUGGUACCCCAGAGGUUGCCCAACUACAACUCCCAUCGUCCCUUGCCACAAUUUGAGACCAGGGAUGAUGGGAGUUGUAGUUGGGCAGCAUCAGGAGCACCAUCGUUUGGGAAGCCCCUGCUAUAGGGCUAACCUCAGUGUCUUUUAGGAAGUACCCGGACUGCUUUCCCACUCGUCGUCUCACAACAGGAGUUGUAGGCUCACAACAGCUGGAGGACUGCCGUUGGUUCCCCCCUGUGCUGAGCACACGUACAAUGUGGAUGUGCGCAGUGAGCAUCCAUGUAGAUCUGUGUGCACAUUUCGGUCAGACAUUGUACACUUGUCUGUACCUUGCAUUUUUGGAGUCUGCACCCAGGUUCACUUUUGAAAUGCAAUCAUGUACAGCCACUCAUUAAACAAAAGGGUGUGUGUGUAGAUAGGUCUACAGGGAGCAGUGCAGUUUUGCAAUGUAAUGUCUGAAUGGGGCUAGCGAGAGAAGGGGGGAUGCCUAUUUUAAGGUGGGUUUGUUUGUCACCUGCAUUUCGUAUAGCUGAAAAUAAGUAGAUCCCAAUCUUCUGCCCAAUCUGGGACAAUUCUAAGUUUGAUUUUAGGAGUUCUAAAAAUAUAGUUCAUUAACGGAUUAAAUGUUGCAGCCACUACUUGUCUUCGUGGGGUCUUCUUGCCCCCCCCCCCCAAAAUGAAGAAUGGAAGUGGAAACAGAGAGUUGCAGAGAGUUGGUUGCCAGUUUGGCUUUUCCUAAGUGGUCUUUCUUCUAGGAAAGAUGAAAUUACUGUGGGCAGCUUUUCCCGUUGAUAGCAGGGAUUCUCCACCUUGAGUCCCCAGGUGAGGUUGGACUACAACUCCCAGCAUCCCCUGCCGUUGUGGCUGGGGAUUAUGGGGGUUGUAGUCCCAACAGCAUCUGGGGAUUCCGUUUGAGAGUUCCUGGAUUAUGAGAAAUGCCAGCUCCUCACCAUGUUCUUGUCCGGUGUGCUGAAUGCUAGACAAUUUGUAUGCCUGAGAGAGAGAGAAAGUGUGUGUGUGUGUGUGUGUGUGUGUGUGUGUGUGUGUGUGUGUGUGUGUGUGUAAAAUGCGAUGGAUGAGACACUGCUUUUUACCUUCUCUCAGAAAACACUCUGUGUUUGCAGACCGCCCCCACACCCCAUGUCGUUGAUUUGUGACUGGAUUUAUCUGUGGCAGUGUGUGUAAAAAGAUUUUGAUAUUCCAUUAAAUACUCUGUAGAAAUGAAAUUUGAUACUGUAAUAAUUCAGUCCCUGUGACAUUUUAUGUUUUAAUCCUUUUUUUUUUUUUUUUAGGAGACAGAGGAGAAGGAGGGUGGGAUGGGAUGACACUAAUCUUUUAUUUUUCUCAAGAUGCUGUGAGAAACAUUUCAUCCAAAUGCCAAAUAAAACUGUGUUCUGUAAGGAGGA
Molecule: messenger RNA, 6584 nt
Organism: Hemicordylus capensis (graceful crag lizard)
Lineage: Eukaryota; Metazoa; Chordata; Lepidosauria; Squamata; Cordylidae
Gene: DGCR2
Product: DiGeorge syndrome critical region gene 2
Exons: 11
Coding region: 207-1877 (556 amino acids)
Cellular component (GO): membrane
Molecular function (GO): protein binding
Source: RefSeq, a predicted model, not a curated record